Messenger RNA from Bradysia coprophila, 915 nucleotides. RefSeq lists its product as uncharacterized. NCBI's taxonomy places the organism in Eukaryota, Metazoa, Arthropoda, Insecta, Diptera, Sciaridae. The record is from RefSeq and is a predicted model, not a curated record.
UGAUGUUUGUUUUGUUUUGUCAUAUCGACUCGCAGGAGAGAAAAUUUUAAAGGUUAAUUGACGGGGGGACAACUGCAGUGUCAAUUUAGGGGGUUUUAAUAUAAGUGGGGAAGACAUGUAAACUGAAAUCUAAAGGUUCCAUCACAAACCGAGCGAGCUAACAAAUUCAGUGGUCUGACGGACACCUUAGACAACAAUCAUGCCGAAAAACUGUGCCGUAGUCCAAUGCAAUUCUAGUGCCCGGAUGCGUGAACGGAAAUUCUAUCGAUUUCCGAUGCUCAAACACUCAAGUACCAAAACCUUAGCCAUAACACAGAUUCGACAAGAAUUGUGGGUCAGAGCACUGAAUCGAAUCGAUUUUCCGCCGAGUCGAUACAAACAUGCAACGGUCUGCGAUCGUCAUUUCGUAUCAGGUAGAUCAGCGCAUUAUACUGACGUUGAUCAUGUGGAUUGGGUACCGUCAUUGCACUUAGGAUAUGAAACACUUGAAAAAGAGACCGAAUCGACUGAAUCAGAUCGACCGUCAUUAUACGAAAUAUUCGAAAUAAAAGCUGAGCCAAAUGAAUUGGAUGGAGAUUCCAACGAUGAGCGGCCUGAUUACCUGGACGAAGUUACACCGGACAUGGAUCCAGAUGACAUAAAAGAUGUGCUACGAGACGUUACCACAGAGGGAUUAUGUUCAGAUUACACAGACUUACCAACGGAUAGACAAACGAUAAUGAAUUUUGAGUACGUUUCCAGUGAUACGGUUAGCACACAAACGGAUGGUGCAAUAACUGGUAUGUCCUCUGACAUACUACGGACAUAUGAGGCAAAAAUUGCUGAUUUAGAGGCAAUGUUAAGUGGUGAAAGAAUUAAAGUUGAACAAUACUGAUGAUGGAGACAAUAGUCAGAAAUAAAAUCGAGUCUUUUGAG